CCUCAACGUCAAAGAGCUCUACAGUACAACCACAAUUACUCAACCAGCUUUGAAAACGAUCCCACGAAGUCCGCCUCCUUUUCGCACCUCGUAAUACCUUUCAAGAUGUCGGCGAUGUUUAGUCAAAAUCCAUUGAUGAAUGGUCCAAAUUACUCCUUCAACCAAGCUCCCGCAACAGCAUCAGGUGGAAACACUGAACACUCAUUCUACCCGUAAGUACCUUUCGAAAUCCUGCUUGAGUUCCACUAAUUUCCGCAUAGAUAUACUGAUAACGGUGGUUCAACCCUCGCCAUCUCUGGUAACGACUUCACAAUCAUUGCGGGUGACACUAGAUCAACGUCCGGCUACAGUAUCAACAGUCGAUACAGUCCUAAAGUUUUCAAAAUCGGCGGUACCACUUCUUCUCAGGACGAUGCCAACCUUGUAUUAUCCGUCGUAGGAUUUGCCGCAGAUGGAGAGGCACUGAAAGAGCGUCUGGAUGCAAUCGUCAAGAUGUACAGAUACCAACACGGCAAGCCCAUGUCUGUCAAAGCAUGUGCGCAGCGAUUAUCCACAAUUCUUUACGGAAAGCGAUUCUUCCCAUACUACGUUACUGCUAUUUUGGGUGGAUUGGAUGAGGAAGGAAAGGGAGCUGUCUACUCUUAUGACCCGGUGGGCAGUUAUGAGAGAGAGCAGUGCAGAGCGGCGGGUGCGGCUGCAAGUUUGAUUAUGCCGUUCUUAGACAACCAGGUCAACUUCAAGAACCAAUAUAUCCCAGGGAGUGGAGAAGGCCAUGCUUUGCAGGAGCGAGAGAAUAUUCCAUUACCGAAAGAUGAGGUUGAGGAUUUGGUGAAGGAUGCAUUUGAUAGUGCGGUGGAGAGACAUAUUGAGGUCGGUGAUGGGCUUCAAAUGCUGAUUAUCACGAAAGCUGGUAUUGAGGAGAAGUAUUUGCCCCUCAAGAAGGAUUAGAGGG
Molecule: messenger RNA, 952 nt
Organism: Hymenoscyphus albidus
Lineage: Eukaryota; Fungi; Ascomycota; Leotiomycetes; Helotiales; Helotiaceae
Source: the annotation of a GenBank genome assembly